CCUGGUAAACUCCACUGCGGAGAGUCCAGUGGUACCCCCUCCACAUCCAAUUCAAAACUUUUUUCUUUUCUUUUUUUCUAAAUAUCACCGACGGAUCAGCAUCCUAGUCAGCGCCGAACCACAUUAAGAAUGAAAUAAAUCAUAUGAGAAUAACAAUAAAUAUUAUUAAAUAAGCAAUUGAUCGGCCGAAAUGCCACGAUCCCCCAAGAAUCUCUCAUUUGACCAAUUGACUGGAGCUUCAGAGACAGUGAGCUCAGAUUUCCGUAAGUUCUCAGUGAAAGCAGCCAUGGAUGAUUUCAGAUCCAAAUCAUGCGGGCAUGGAAUGAUGCAGAUAGAGAGCUACUGCGGCAAUGGCUCGGGCCCCACUUCCUCCGGCGGCAUCAAUGGAAUGCAAGAUCUCAGGUGUUACAGUGCCUCCUAUGCGUCUUCAGCGCAGCCGCCGACCCAAACCCAGAUGGGCAACAAUGGCGAUAGGUUCAAGAAGGCCAAGUCCACAAAUGGGUCUGCCUCGAAAAGCUGGAGCUUUAAUGAUCCGGAGCUGCAGAGGAAGAAGAGGGUCGCUAGCUAUAAGGUUUAUACUGUGGAAGGCAAGCUCAAAGGCUCUCUCAGGAAGAGCUUCAGGUGGGUCAAGGAAACCUGCAACAGAGUGGUCUAUGGGCGGUAAAUGAUUUUUCUGAAUAUAUUAUUAUUUGGUGGUUUAAUUCGUGUUGGUUUAUUCUAUAAAGUUAAUUUAAUGAGGUGGUAAUAUGUUUGCCGAUGAAUAUAUGUAUAUUUCUGGAUGUUUCGUAUCUGAAAUUUUAUCCAUUUUUAUUCAAAGCCUUGUUUGCUGCUUUCUGCUAAGAACAUAAGUUGUCUCAAACCAAGCAAAUAUUGAUG
Molecule: messenger RNA, 876 nt
Organism: Prunus mume (Japanese apricot)
Lineage: Eukaryota; Viridiplantae; Streptophyta; Magnoliopsida; Rosales; Rosaceae
Source: RefSeq, a predicted model, not a curated record